This is a messenger RNA of Zea mays, 1853 nucleotides long. RefSeq names its product probable GABA transporter 2. Bases 293 to 1696 code for a protein of 467 amino acids. Lineage: Eukaryota; Viridiplantae; Streptophyta; Magnoliopsida; Poales; Poaceae. The record is from RefSeq and is a predicted model, not a curated record. The transcript has 6 exons.
AUACGGUGCCGUGUGCCGUUGCCGUUGGCCCUGUCGUUUCGCCAGCACUCCCUCUCCGCCCCCACAAAACUCCAAACUGAUCCAAGAGGCGAUCCAGCAACGGAGAAGCCCCCACGCCACGCGCGCUCAUCUCCUCGCCGCCUCGUUAACCACUCCGCCGUCAGCGCACCGGCAGCCCGGCACCGGGCGCGCACGGUGCGAAUUGGACGAGUAGCCGGCCGAUAACCACUGCGUCUCUCUCUCUCUCUCUCUGUCCACGCACGAGCAUCGAGAGGAAGGUGCACGCGAGGCCAUGGCGGCCGCCGCGUUGGACGCCGAGGCCGGCGCCACCAACGGCAGCGGCGGCGUCAGCCACGCCGCCGCCAAGCCGGGGCCCACGGCCGGGGCCGAUGCCGGCGCCGCCUUCGUGCUGGAGUCCAAGGGGACGUGGUGGCACGCGGGGUUCCACCUGACGACGGCGAUCGUGGGGCCGACGGUGCUGACGCUCCCGUACGCGCUGCGCGGGAUGGGGUGGGCGCUCGGCCUCACCCUGCUCUCCGUCAUGGCCGCCGUCACGUUCUACGAGUACUCGCUCAUGUCGCGCGUCCUCGACCACUGCGAGGCGCGCGGGCGGCGCCACAUCCGCUUCCGCGAGCUCGCCGCCGACGUCCUCGGAUCCGGGUGGAUGUUUUACUUCGUGGUUACCGUGCAGACCACCGUGAACACCGGCGUCAGCAUCGGCUCCAUCCUGCUCGCCGCCGACUGCCUCCAGAUCAUGUACACGAGCCUUGCUCCGCACGGUCCCCUGAAGCUGUACCACUUCGUCAUCAUGGUGGCCGUGGUGCUGGCCUUUCUCUCCCAGCUACCGUCUUUCCACUCGCUGCGGCACAUCAACUUCGUCUCGCUGCUCCUGAGCCUGGGCUACACAGUCCUCGUGGCAGCCGCCUGCGUUCGUGCUGGUUUGUCCAAGAAUAGUCCUGCGAAGGACUACUCGCUAAGCUCGUCCAAGUCCGAGCAGUCCUUCGACGCUUUCCUGUCCAUUUCCAUCCUUGCCUCCGUCUUCGGCAACGGCAUACUGCCUGAAAUCCAGGCGACGUUGGCGCCACCGGCAGCGGGGAAGAUGAUGAAGGCGCUGGUGCUGUGCUACUCCGUCAUCGUCUUCACCUUCUUCCUCUCGUCGAUCACGGGCUACUGGGCCUUCGGCAGCAACGUGCAGUCCAACGUCCUCAAGAGCCUGAUGCCGGACUCGGGCCCCGCCCUCGCCCCGACGUGGCUGCUGGGCGUCGCGGUCCUCUUCGUCCUCCUCCAGCUGCUCGCCAUCGGCCUCGUCUACUCCCAGGUGGCGUACGAGAUCAUGGAGAAGGGAUCCGCCGACGCCGCCCGGGGCCGCUUCUCGCGCCGGAACCUCGUCCCGCGCCUGCUGCUGCGCACGCUCUACCUGGCCUUCUGCGCGCUCAUGGCCGCCAUGCUCCCCUUCUUCGGCGACAUCGUGGGCGUGGUCGGCGCCGUCGGCUUCGUCCCGCUCGACUUCGUGCUCCCCGUCCUCAUGUACAACAUGGCGCUCGCGCCGCCGCGCCGCUCCCCGGUCUUCAUCGCCAACGCGGCCGUCAUGGUCGUGUUCGCCGGCGUAGGGGCCAUCGGCGCCUUCGCCACCAUCCGCAAGCUCGUGCUGGACGCCGACAAGUUUAAGCUCUUCAGCAACAAUGUUGUCGACUAAAAUUCCAACGCAUCUUGCUCUUAUAUUACUCCUCAGGGUGUUGUAUAUCAUCGAGUUGUUGUAGCGGUAAUGUGAGUAAUCAGGGCAUACUAGCUGUAUGUGUACAUACAUUCCACUAUUCGAGAGUAUAGGCAAAUCAUCAUCUAAGUUAUUAAAA